GAAGGGGUACGGAGUGACGAAGGGGACAAAGCGAAGACGACGACGACGACGAGGAGGACGGCGACGAUGAUGAGGGGGACUGGGAGAUGGCAAAAGAGAGAUGGAGAUGUUGAUGGCGACGACAAGAGCGACGAGGUGGGCCAUGGGCCACUCGCAAAGCGCAGUCGGGAAUAAUCAGGGUUCUCUAAUCCCCUCUGCGCUCUCUUUCUCUCUCGUCUCAUCUCAUCUCAUCCUCCUCAGCUCCUCUCUUUCUCAUCUGCAUGCGUAUCCGUUCUCCAUUCUCGGCUCUCCAUCUCUCCGCCCGAUCAACCUCGCAUGCGUCGAUCUAUUCACUUGCCGGCCGCGCCCCGCCGCGAGCUGGCCAGGCGCGAGGCAAUCCACGAGUGCCAGGGUCCGCCCCGCCUCCGCCCCGCCUCCGCCUCCGCCUCCGCCGCCGAUUGUCCCAGGCAGGCCUCGCCGUAAGCGAGCCGCGUGCUCUCACUGCAGAGCUGCUAUUCUACCUACCUGCUGCGCGCCGCGGCCACUUCCAGUUCUGGGACGCAGCUCGGAAGCAUCACAUGUGCAGACAUGCAGAUCCAUCGCAGAUCCAUCGCAUCGUGUAUAUCUAUCAACACAAGAUUUCUCUUCAUGCCCUCCACAAAUGUAUUCCGGCCGUCCCCUCUAACACCUCAGCAGCGCCAAGUUUGGCACUGCACUAGAACCGGCACUAGCGGUGUUUGCUUGCAUGCUUGCAUAUCUGCUUGACGGCGACCACGGGCGACACGGGUACGCACACUCAGCCGUUCAUGCUUUUGCCGCGCCCGUCAUCCCGAGCAGCAAUA
Cutaneotrichosporon oleaginosum is the source of this 821-nucleotide messenger RNA. RefSeq lists its product as uncharacterized. The record is from RefSeq and is a predicted model, not a curated record. Lineage: Eukaryota; Fungi; Basidiomycota; Tremellomycetes; Trichosporonales; Trichosporonaceae.